UGUUUCCGCCUCGAACUCUUUUGCGGCUGGGCAUCUGCCGCUUCCCUCUCAUUCCACUCUCCAUACCAUGACUUCUGAAUUCUGAUAUAAAUCGCUUCCUCACUUCCUUCACUUCACAAGCACUCACUCCUUCCAUUCAUGGCUUCCACGCCCACCUCUCUUCUUCUCUCCUUACUCUUCUCUGCCCUUUGCUUGGUCCAUUCAUCUCCUCUGAUCCACUUCUCCCACCUCUCUCAUCUCCUUGAUGUACAUGAACGAGAGCGACCUUCUGCGUCGGUUCAGGAGGCUGCCGCUCGUGGCCUCCUCAAUCGCCUUCUUCCUUCUCAUAGUUCCAGCUUUGAUUUUCAGGUCAUCGACAAGGAAACAUGUGGUGGAGAUGCUUGCUUUAUUAUCAGCAAUCAUCCAUCAUUUAGCGAAAAAGGGCAUCCGGAAAUCUUAAUUCGUGGAGGAAGUGGAGUGGAACUUUCAGCUGGACUGCAUUGGUAUUUAAAGAGCUGGUGCAUGGCACAUAUAUCUUGGGACAAAACUGGCGGCACACAGUUAUUUUCAGUGCCUACACCAGGGUUUCUACCACAUGUUCACCCUGCUGGUGUGUUGAUCAAAAGACCUGUUCCAUGGAACUACUACCAGAAUGCGGUUACCUCUAGCUAUUCAAUGGCAUGGUGGGACUGGGAAAGGUGGGAGAAGGAAAUUGAUUGGAUGGCUCUGCAAGGUAUUAAUUUACCUUUGGCUUUCAAUGGACAGGAAGCCAUUUGGCAGAAAGUUUUCCAGAAAUUCAAUAUCAGUAAUUCAGAUCUGGAAGACUUUUUUGGAGGUCCAGCAUUUCUUGCAUGGUCCCGCAUGGGUAAUAUGCAUGGAUGGGGUGGACCAUUGCCUCAGACUUGGCUUGAUGAUCAACUUGCUCUUCAGAAAAAGAUUCUUUCUCGUAUGUUUGAGUUUGGAAUGUCUCCAGUUCUUCCGGCCUUUUCUGGAAAUGUGCCCUCAGCAUUGAAGUCCAAAUUUCCUUCUGCAAAAAUAACUCGGCUUGGAAAUUGGUUUACUGUUGAUAGCAAUCCAAAAUGGUGUUGUACAUAUCUCCUGGAUGCGACAGAUCCCUUGUUUGUAGAAGUUGGAAAAGCUUUCAUAGAACAACAGUUUAAAGAAUAUGGGAGAACUAGUCACAUCUACAAUUGUGAUACAUUUGAUGAGAAUACUCCUCCUAUUGAUGAGCCAGAAUACAUAUCCUCUUUAGGUGCGGCAAUAUUUAAAGGAAUGCAAAGUGGUGACAAAGAUGCUAUUUGGCUGAUGCAGGGUUGGCUGUUUUCGUAUGAUCCAUUCUGGAAACCCUUACAAAUGAAGGCACUCUUGCAUUCUGUUCCUAUUGGUCGAUUGGUUGUCCUUGAUCUAUUUGCUGAAGUAAAACCUCUAUGGAAUACUUCUGAACAGUUCUUCAAUGUACCUUACAUCUGGUGCAUGCUACACAAUUUUGCUGCAAAUAUUGAAAUGUAUGGAAUUUUAGAUUCAAUUGCAUCUGGACCUGUUGAAGCUCGUACAAGUGAAAACUCAACUAUGGUUGGUGUUGGAAUGUGCAUGGAAGGCAUUGAACAAAAUCCUGUGGUCUAUGAUCUUAUGUCUGAAAUGGCAUUUCAUCAAAAGAAAGUGGAUGUGAAGUCUUGGAUAAAACUAUACCCUGAACGAAGAUAUGGAAGGUCAAUUCCGGCAUUACAAGAUGCAUGGAGAAUUUUAUAUGAGAGCAUCUAUAAUUGCACUGAUGGUGCCUCUGACAAAAAUAGAGAUGUAAUUGUAGCAUUUCCUGAUGUUGACCCAUCCUUUAUCUCAUUAACCGGAAACUUUCAACCUGCAAAUAUGAACUUUGGAAAACCACUACAAAGACAACUGAAGACAAUGUCUGAUUCUUAUGACCGACCUCAUCUGUGGUAUUCAACUGCUGAUGUUGUUCAUGCGCUAAAACUUUUCCUGGCAAGUGGAGAUUACGUAUCAGAUAGCAACACUUUCAGGUAUGAUCUUGUUGAUCUCACCCGACAAGCUCUUGCAAAAUAUGCCAACCAAGUAUUCCUGAAGACUGUAGAAGCAUACCAGAACAAUGAUUUUGAAAGGGUCAAUGGAUUCAGCCAGCAUUUUCUUGGUCUUGUCAGAGACCUUGACUUGCUUCUCUCCUGCCAUGAUGGAUUUCUCCUCGGCCCCUGGUUGGAAAGCGCGAAGCACUUAGCAAGAAAUACUGAACAAAAAAAGCAGUAUGAGUGGAAUGCAAGAACCCAAAUAACAAUGUGGUUUGAUAACACUGAGACUCAAGCUAGUUUGCUUCGAGAUUAUGGGAACAAGUAUUGGAGUGGUCUUUUGCGAGAUUAUUAUGAGCCCCGGGCAGCCAUCUACUUCAAGUAUAUGUUGAACAGCUUGUUAGCAGGGCAUGAGUUUGAACUUGAAAAUUGGAGAAGGGAAUGGAUUGAUCUCACAAACACAUGGCAGAACAGCAAAAAAGUGUUCACGGGAAAAGCGUCCAGUGAUGCUCUUAAUGUUUCCCGGUGGCUGUACAACAAAUACCUGCAAAAUACGAGCUUUGAAUUGGUAUUUACUGUCUGAAUUCUGAAGAUUUUAGCCUUUUUUUUUUUUUAUUUUUUUUUUAUUUUGUUGCAAGGUCUUUGGAUAAACUAUGUUUGUGACCAUUGAGGAUGUGUAUUGGUAGAGAAACUUGAACAAUGUUUAGAACUAUAUAUAUGAGGACCGAUCUAGGUACGUUCCGUAGAAUGGGAUCGUUGGAUUUUAAUCCAAUGAUUUCAAAUCAACUAUUUUGUGAACAGUAAAUUCAAAUGUACCCGUUCAACAGUGCAAUGAAAAGUUUUUGAUUAAA
Dioscorea cayenensis subsp. rotundata (Guinea yam) is the source of this 2848-nucleotide messenger RNA. RefSeq names its product alpha-N-acetylglucosaminidase-like. The record is from RefSeq and is a predicted model, not a curated record. Lineage: Eukaryota; Viridiplantae; Streptophyta; Magnoliopsida; Dioscoreales; Dioscoreaceae. The transcript is spliced from 19 exons. Bases 139 to 2580 code for a protein of 813 amino acids.